This is a messenger RNA of Microthlaspi erraticum, 540 nucleotides long. The record is from the annotation of a GenBank genome assembly. Lineage: Eukaryota; Viridiplantae; Streptophyta; Magnoliopsida; Brassicales; Brassicaceae.
AUGUCGUUUUCUGGAAAUAGCUUCAUCGUACUAGCAAUAUUCUCCAUCGUCGUAACUCAAAUCUAUGGUUUGGGAAAAAUGGGAAGAGUGGGAAGAGUAGACCCAAUGGAAGAUCUCCAACCGGAAGAGACGCUAGCGGUUCACAACCAGAUCCGAGCAGCGGUCGGGGUGGCUCCAUUGGUUUGGGACAGCAAAAUCGCUGCCCAUGCACAAGCCUACGCUAACGUACGCUCCAAAGACUGCGCCAUGCAACAUUCAACCGACGGGACCUACGGAGAGAAUAUAGCUGCCGGUUGGGUCCAGCCUAUAGACACCAUGAGUGGUCCGAUCGCGACUAAGUUUUGGUUGACGGAGAAGCCUGCUUACAACUACGCCACCAACAGGUGUAGUGAUGUGUGCGGGCAUUACACUCAGAUUGUGGCUAAUCAGUCGACACGACUCGGUUGUGGUACGGUCAGGUGUUUCAAUAAUGAGUAUGUUUGGGUCGUAUGUAACUAUGCUCCUAGGCCGAUGGGUGAUGCCAAUACACGUCCCUAUUGA